AUGAUAGGAUAUGUAGACUGCUUUGAUCUCUUAAUCUGCAACGAAACCUCGCAAGUACCCGAACUAUAUGACAAUGGUGGCAAGAGGGAUAAAUGUGUUGGGCAAUGUUCUGGUGCUAGCAAAUGGUGCGUCGGCUACAAGGACAAGAAGAACACCGAAGAGUCACCGAUUGAUGACGCCCGCGAGAAGAGAAUGUCAACAAGUAUACAAGGAAGAGAUGGCAACAUGGCAGUGGUACAAGCAACUUCAACUUGA
This is a messenger RNA of Cylicocyclus nassatus, 255 nucleotides long. The record is from the annotation of a GenBank genome assembly. NCBI's taxonomy places the organism in Eukaryota, Metazoa, Nematoda, Chromadorea, Rhabditida, Strongylidae.